AUGGUUUUAGCUCUCACUGCCAAGAAAAAUAUCAGAUUUGUGAAUGACAAAAUUUCAAUGCCAAAACUUGAUUCACCUCUGUAUGAGGAUUGGCAAAACUGCAACACCAUGGUUCUAUCUUGGUUGAUCAACUCAAUGCACAUAGAUGUCUCCAGCAGCAUUAUGUAUAGCAAAACAGCGAGAGAGAUGUUGAUUGAAUUGAAGAACCUUUUUCUCUCAAGGUUCAAGAGGCUUUGGGAUCAAUUGCUCAAUUAUGAGCCUCUUCCAGAGUGUUCUUGUGGAGCUAUGAAGACUCUUAGUGCUUCACAUGACAAAGCUUAUGUCAUGAGGUUCCUAAUGGGGCUUAAUGAGAACUUUGAGACUUUUGAAAUCAGAUUCUCAUUUGCCAUGUAUGCUAAUUCUAAAGGCAAUUCUGGGAACAAAGGAAGCAACAAGAAGGAGAGACCUUUGUGCACUCACUGCAACAUGCUUGGGCACACCAUAGAUAAGUGCAAUAAAUUGCAUGGGUAUCCACCUAGAUACAAGCCCAAAGGAAGCACUGGCACAAGUCUUGGUGAUGGUCAUCAUGUUGCCAAUGUAAGCUCAAGUGAUGGAGUUUCUGGUAUGGUUUAUGGGGGAUCUGGUGUCACUACUGCUGCUGGUAUGGGCACAUCUUGGGCACACCAUAGAUAA
This is a messenger RNA of Quercus robur (English oak), 672 nucleotides long. RefSeq lists its product as uncharacterized. The record is from RefSeq and is a predicted model, not a curated record. The transcript is spliced from 4 exons. Lineage: Eukaryota; Viridiplantae; Streptophyta; Magnoliopsida; Fagales; Fagaceae. Bases 1 to 672 code for a protein of 223 amino acids.